AUGGCGGAGGUACAACUCUUGGUUCUAGGCUCAGAAGGAGUUGGGAAAACCGUUAUGUUGAAAAGGCUGCAAACAAUAACCGCUCAGGAGAAUUUAGCCCAAGCACAACAGAAAGAAGAUUUGGGAGAAGCACCUUCAACCAUACCUACAAUUGGUGUAAAUCUAGUUACUUUGACACACAACAGAAAGAAGUACACUUUCAGAGAACUUGGAGGAGCUAUGGGACCAGUUUGGAAUAACUAUUUUAAAGAUGCGAACUGUGUAGUUUACCUUAUCGACACAGCAAAAAGGACCCAAAUUGCCUCUUCCUGCAUUCAGCUUUUGGAAAUGCUGUCAUCAAAGGAAACACAAGAUAUGCCAAUUCUGUUGAUUUUUAACAAGCUUGAUUCACCAGACUGUAUGAAUAUGAGUGAAAUAACUGCCUUAAUAAGACUACCAGAUAUAAUAGCGAGUGCUAGACAGGACAUAACUGUUUUAGAGUGUAGUUUCCGAGAAGGAACAGGAUUGCACGAGAUUUUAAAGUGGUUGCAAGAAAAAUGCUCUGCGCUUUAUGGUGUGAAAUAG
Molecule: messenger RNA, 564 nt
Organism: Porites evermanni
Lineage: Eukaryota; Metazoa; Cnidaria; Anthozoa; Scleractinia; Poritidae
Source: the annotation of a GenBank genome assembly